Messenger RNA from Didymosphaeria variabile, 1128 nucleotides. It is a transcript of the gene LEU5, whose product is annotated as coenzyme A transporter. The record is from RefSeq and is a predicted model, not a curated record. NCBI's taxonomy places the organism in Eukaryota, Fungi, Ascomycota, Dothideomycetes, Pleosporales, Didymosphaeriaceae. The transcript has 2 exons. Gene Ontology annotation, cellular component: mitochondrial inner membrane. Bases 1 to 1128 code for a protein of 375 amino acids. Gene Ontology annotation, biological process: transmembrane transport.
AUGAAGAUCCAGAAGGCACCGCCACUAUGCGCGACCGAUGACGAGGCACAUAUUCCUGUAAAGGAGGGGCGGAGGAGAAGUCGGAGCCCGUCGCGAGAGAGAAAGGUGGACAGGAGAAGUCCGGAGUAUAUAAUAAAGAGCGGGAUAGCGGGAGGUCUGGCAGGAUGCGCUGCCAAAACCGUAGUCGGUCCCCUCGACCGCGUCAAAAUCCUCCUCCAAACCCGUAAUCCUGCCUUUUUGAAGUACGCAGGUCACUGGUCAGGCCUACACCUCGCUCUCCGCGACAUAUACCGGGAAAAUGGCGUCCGCGGCCUCUUCAAGGGUCAUUCCGCCACCCUCCUCCGCAUCUUCCCCUAUGCAGGCAUCAAGUUCCUCGCCUAUGACCAAAUACGCGCCGUUUUCAUAAAGAACCAGGCGCAGGAAACACCUGGGCGGCGCUUCGUCAGCGGCAGCCUCGCAGGGAUGUUCUCCGUCUUCUUCACAUACCCCUUGGAAGUCAUACGGGUGCGACUAGCAUUCGAGACGAGCGCGGAUAAAAGGAGUACUCUAAGAGGAAUAUGCAAGAUGAUCUACAACGAGCACGGCGCGCCCACCACACACCACCCCACGAACCCACUCACCGCUGCCGCCGCCACAGUCGUAGAGAAGGGCGUUCCACAGACCGGUCUUGCAAACUUCUUUCGCGGGUUUACGCCCACGCUGCUAGGCAUGAUUCCGUAUGCGGGCGCAUCCUUCCUUGCUCACGACACCAUGAGCGACCUCCUCCGGCACCCGGCCAUAGCUCGUUACACCACGCUCCCGCACACAUCUCGCGCCGAGUCGGAAACCUCCACGUACAAGCCCGCGCAACUGCAGUACUGGGCUGAACUCAGCACGGGUGGUUUCGCCGGCUUUUUUUCGCAGACAGUGUCAUACCCAUUGGAAGUCAUACGGAGGAGAAUGCAGGUUGGAGGCGUGGUGGGUGAUGGACACAGACUUGGGAUUGCAGAGGUCGCUAGGAGGAUAUUUAUUGAGAAGGGGUGGAGAGGGUUCUUCGUGGGACUAACAAUUGGAUACGUGAAGGUGAUUCCAAUGUCAGCGACGAGCUUCCUGGUAUGGGAACGCGGGAAGUACUACCUGGGAAUAUGA